Molecule: messenger RNA, 3142 nt
Organism: Cydia amplana
Lineage: Eukaryota; Metazoa; Arthropoda; Insecta; Lepidoptera; Tortricidae
Product: ATP-binding cassette sub-family G member 8
Exons: 19
Coding region: 356-3112 (918 amino acids)
Biological process (GO): transmembrane transport
Cellular component (GO): plasma membrane
Molecular function (GO): ATP hydrolysis activity; ABC-type transporter activity; ATP binding
Source: RefSeq, a predicted model, not a curated record
CAUGCGCAGUGUCACUGACUGCUCAGUCAAACUCGGACGCAGCAAACGGCAGCAUGGUAAAAGAAUAACAAUCUUUAAAAAUCGAAACUAACGAAUUCUUGAACUGAAAGGUUAUUUUCAAAGUUUUUAAAGAAACUCUGGGCGUGUUUGAGUGCUUGGAUGUUUGGCCGGUCGGUGUGUAAAGUGGGUUUCAGUGAAGUUUCUGUAUUUCUGUGGAGUACCGUUCGGCUUAUUAUUGGGAAACUCACGAUCUGCAACGACCGGCUUCAGAUGUUCGAAACUGGCCAUGGUAAUCUGAAGAGUUCCGUUUGCUGCAGUACUCUACGGGGAUGACACGGGAUCUUAGCCUUGGCUCAUGAUGUCUCAGUCGGCGCUGGGGCUCGGCGGCGAGCGGCGCUACUCCGUGCCCUCCAACCCGCUAGUCCACGACCCGCGCGGCAUGCACUCCGAGGACCUGCACGCGUGGUCCAUCUACAGACAAAAUCUGAACUCUGAUUUUACGGACAGCGCGCUGGGAAGCACCGACAAGAGCCCUUUGCCUUAUGGAAACUUCCAGCUGAGAGAUACUACUGUCCAGUCCAUCCUGUCCCAUCCCAGAUAUGGACCCAAAUCAGCGCUUGGUUCGAACAUGUACACGUAUCUCAAAUUCGGACUGCCGCGAGUGUUUCCACCGAACCACAACGGCUCACAGCGCUCUGGGACGCCAAAACCGAAGACCUCGAUUGGCAGUGGAAUGAAACCGGUACCCAGGAUCCAAAGGCAAAGCAGAGGAAUACGCGAGACAUCAUCAGGCUACGACAGUUCAGACAAUGAAACCUCUACGAACUACAAAUAUAGCCGCAAAUACCGUUCGGAUCCUGAUUUUAGAAUGCAACACUUGCACACAUCCUAUCAACCUCAGGGUGGCCCUGGCGUACCAUUAGUAGCCAUGCAGCAGGCAGGCCUCAGAAAUGAGCCCCAUUGGACCAACUCUAGAAAUAAGUCCGUCAGCGAGGCCAAUCUGCUUGGCAUAGAGGCCCGACCACACCGCCCCUCUUAUAGCCAUCGGAGGAACAGUGUAGCUGAUUUCGUGCCUGAUAAUGACCAUCAGAGUUACUUGAUGGCAGCAUCCCACCUUGGAGGUCGAAUGUCGAAAGCCGGCAGUCACAUGUCUUUGGCGCAGUCCAGGAAACAGUCCACCCUACGGCCCGGGGACCACUUAGAUGGAUACACGCAUUCCGCUUACAUUUACCCCAACUAUUAUGUUAAUAGUUUAGAAAUAACUGCACCGGACAACAAAUCUGCACUGCUCGUGUCUGGGCUCAGCUUCGAGGUGAAGUCGGGCGAGAUCCUCGCGGUGUUGGCCACGUCGCAGCACGAGGCCACGGGCCUGUUGGAUGUCUUGGCUGGUGUUAGGAAGAAACUAACAGGCGAUAUAGUCCUCAACGGUCAGCCUGUGGCGUCAUCAACGCUUCGUAAAGUAGCAGCCUACGUGCGAAAAGACACGUCUCUCUGUCCCUCCAUGACGGUGGAACACACACUGCGAUUUCACGCGGCGCUGCGGCGGCCGAGGAACAACCAGCACCAGGUCAAGAUGGAUGAUAGAGAUCGGAUAAAUUGGCUAAUAGAAGAGCUGGGUCUCGACCAAGUCCGAGACACGAACGUGGCCCGUCUAACAAGAUCCGAGAUCAGGAGGCUCAACGUCGCCUGCCAGUUAUUGCUCGACACGGCCAUCCUGAUCCUGGAUCAGCCUACGAAGGAGAUGGACAUCUUCGACACCUUCUUCCUGGUGGAGUAUUUGAGGAACUGGGCGAGCGGCGGGCGCGUUGUGAUCAUGUCGUUACACCCGCCGACUUAUGAGAUCUUCGCUAUGCUUACAAAGGUGGUCUUAAUAUCCGCUGGUAGAACGAUGUUCAGCGGCUACAGAAGAGACAUGUUGCCAUAUUUCGCUUCUAUCGACUAUCCUUGUCCCGCCUUCAAAAAUCCUUCUGAUUAUUAUUUGGACCUAGUAACGCUGGACGACCUGUCGGCGGCGGCCAUGUUGGAGUCGUCGGGGCGCAUCGAGGCGCUGGCGGGGCUGUUCGCGGGCGCGCAGGCGCCGCCCGAGCCGCCGCCGCCCGUGCCGCUGCCCGCGCCAAUCGCCCGCCCCAACGUCGCAGUGCAGGCGUUCGCUCUUAUAGAAAAAAGUUUGGUGUUCACUCAAAUGACGACGUUGUCGAAUGUGGUAACGCGGGUGCUCAUCGCAGCCAUCAUGUCGCUCAUCACGGGAACCAUCUUCUGGGAUCUACCCACCACUGACGCGAAGUUAACGCAAAACGACCGAGUCGGAUACCACUACUCUGUGAUGUGCCUAAGUCUAUGUCCACUGCUCAUGUGGCUCACCGCACGGGAAGCCAGCUCUAUGAGAAGACACGUAGAAAGAGAUGUUGCCGUGCCGUUAUACUCUCGAACCGUAUUUAUACUUUAUGAUCAAUUUCUGGAGCUAUGGUCGGCUGUGCUGACAUGGUUCGCGUACCUCGUGCCGAGCUACGCCAUGAGCGGCCUCUACGCCCAGACUCCGGGGUCUUUCGACGGAUUCUAUAUUUAUUUAGGUUACACCGCGCUGUAUCUAAUAGCAACCCAGAUGAUGUUCCGAGCCUUCGUUUUCCUCGUGCCGAUGGAGAAGACGGCCACAAUCCUGGCCGGUUUCUGCUUCCUGCUCAGCACAUUCGCCAACGGGGUGAUGCUGCACCAGCAGGACUUGCCGCAGUACUGGCGCUGGCUGGCGUACGUGUCGCCCUCGAGGUGGACGCUGCCGGAGAUCCUGAUGAAGGAGCUGAGCGAAACUGCCUUGAGGACGAGCAUUAGUAAAGAGAUGAGGUGUACUAAUAAACAGAGACCGUAUAACGACAUCAUAGUACAGUCCCAAUGUCCACCGCCAAACGGCACCCAAGUCCUUUCCAACUUCGAGUACCUCCGCGCCGACUACAUCUGGGAGUGGUCAGAAGAGAGCUUCCUAAUAGCCCUGGCCAUCUUUUAUGCGGUCUUCGCUGUGAUCGCGCUUUUGGCUUUUGUGUGCGACUGUACCAAGUACGUCAGGAGAAAGGAACGAAACAGCUUCAAAGGGCACAAGGUUACUGUUAAUACUCCUUGAAAAUAGUACUUUGACUUUUAUGUAAUGAGA